Messenger RNA from Suillus fuscotomentosus, 825 nucleotides. RefSeq lists its product as uncharacterized. The record is from RefSeq and is a predicted model, not a curated record. The transcript has 2 exons. Lineage: Eukaryota; Fungi; Basidiomycota; Agaricomycetes; Boletales; Suillaceae. Bases 1 to 825 code for a protein of 274 amino acids.
AUGCUCAAUGUGGUGCAUGAUAUUGCACAGCACAAGCCACAGGUGGAUGGUCACGUCCAAGAGAUGAUCUGGCUCCAUCAAGUUGAAGAGACAUGCACAGCAAAACUCAGAAGAAGGCUAGAGAUGGACGACCCUGUAGGAUGCAAACGCAUCUUGAACAUCCACGUAUCUUGGAAAUUUCAGCCGGUCACGAAGCUGAGCGGGAAAGAGUUUAAGCGUGUAUGGUGGAUGAUGAUAAUCUACCAUCGUAUCCUCUGGAUCACCGGCGUUCGUCAGUAUGACGUUAACCCGAGUAAUCUCAUGGUUUACCGGACCCAGAGCGGUUUAGUGAUGGGCGCCAUCAACGACUGCGACUUGUCAUCGCCUGAAAAUGGGUCCGGCGGCCACGAGCGCAUAGGAAUGAUACCAUUCAUGGCGAUGGACCUUCUCACAAAGAAAACCAUCGAGGACAAAGCGGAGCCCCUGUAUCCGCACAUUGCUGAAUCAUUCAUCUGGGUCCUCAUCUUGGUCUGUCUUCAGUAUGAGGACGGAAAGCUCCUGAACAAGGACAGACCACUGGAUUGCUGGCUCACAGGGGAUGCUUUGGGUUGCCAGAAGAUGAAACGCGACUGCUUAAAGUUGGCAAUAGAAACCCGAAUAGAAACCCCUCCGCCGCACCAUUUUUCCUUGGAGCUCAAUCUAUUUCUCCUUACCUUAAUCGCCUCAUUUUACGUGGAGGGUCGCGAUCUCGUAUUGGGAGGUGAAUGUAUGUUUCGUACAUGGUUCGAUGCGCAGCUACCAUCGUCAAUACGAUAUGUCAUCCACUCGCCAAGAAGCUCAAAAUAG